CACGCAUGUUCACUUCAUCAAAUCUGGCCCUCUUUGAAAAAAGUUUGGACACCCCUGGUCUAGGUUAAGGUGCUGCUAGCUAGACCAUUCAUUUAUGUUGGUUUUUUUACCGUGUUGUUUAUACUAGGUUGCCUAUUUUCAGUUCACUGCCUUUUAUGGACGCUAACUUUACCUGAUCCAGAAUGCGGCUGCUCGAGUUUUAACUAAUGCUUGUUAUAUGGAGCACGUUAUGCCAGUGCUCCGGUAGCUGCACUGGCUUCCAGUAUGUUUCUAGGCACAUUUUAAGGUCUUGGUUAUGACCUAUAAAGCCUUAAACGGGUUGAGUCUGGGGUAUCUGAAGGACCGUCUUCUCCCGCGUGAACCUGCCCCGGGGAUUGAGAUCAGCUGGGGAGACUGCUCGCUGUUCCUCUACUUUUAGAGAUAAGAUUAACAUCUACAUAGACCAGGGCCUUCUCAGCUUUUGCUCCCAGGCUGUGGAAUUCUCUUCCCUGGGAUAUUUUGUGUGUGUGUGUGUGUGUGUGUGUGUGUGUGUGUGUGUCCCUCCCUCCUCUUGCGAUGUCUUAGCAGGUUUUAUGUCCCCCUGGGAUCUCGAUUUUUAAUGUGUGUGCGUAUAUAUAUAUAUGUUGCAUUUUAAAAAUUGUGGAAGCUGCCUCGAAUAUUUUAAAUAAAGAGGAGGAGUAAAAAUAUUGUAACUAACUAACUAAUAUCUUUUUUGCUGUGAUAAGAACCUAAGCAUGGCCAGACUGGGUUGGAUCUAAGGUCCAUCUAGCCCUGUGUCCUGUCUUCCGACCAAACCCAGGUGCCCAAGUGGGAGUGAACAGAACAGGAAAUCGUCAAGCGACCUGGCCCCUGUUGCCCAUUCCUAGCUUUUGACAAAAGAUGCAUUUCAGGAAUGUUCUUCGUUGUGACAUAUGAACUGAUUGUACGGCUAGUAGAGUCAGAGUUUUUAAAAUGGAUUGCUCUGAUCUCCGCAGCGAUCAGGCUGAGGAAUCGCAUCCAGAUUUUGCUCCAGAUUUUCCUGUCUUCCAGGGCAAUGGCCGGGAUGGAGCCAGCUCAGAUGCGGGUGACCUUUGAGGAGGUGGCUGUGUAUUUCACCAAGGGGCAGGGGGCGCUGUUGGAUGCUCGUCAGAAAGCCCUCUACCGGGACGUCAUGCUGGAGAACUACGAGGCGGUGACCUCGCUGGGGUUCCCCGUUCCCAAACCUGAACUGAUCGCUCGGCUGGAACGAGGGGAAGAGCCCUGGGUGCCCGACCUACAGGCCGGGGAGGAAAGAGAGAUCCUGAGAGGCACCCGCACAGGUGACGACGCACUGAGGGAUAACGAGGCCUGGGAUUGGCAUGAGGAUGUCCCUGGGGAAAUGGAACCACGGGGGAGCUUUGUGGGAAGAGCAGAAAGGAAUUUUUUCCAGUGCUUGGAACAGGGAGAAGCCUGCGGAAAUUGGCAGGAGUCGGAGAGGCUGCUGGGAACCCACUCGAAGGAGCAAAUAGUUGAGUCUAUUAUAUGUGUGGAAGGAUACAAUAGUCCCGCAUCCCAGCAGUCAAACUCCAAGGAAGAGAAGCCGUACCUCUGCCUCCAGGAUGGGAAAGGCUUAAUUCUCAGUUUGCACUUUGUAACACCUCAAACAAUCCACGCGGGAGACGAAACCCUUCAAUACCUGGACUGUGGGGAAAGUGUCAGUAACGCCUCAGACUUCAGUAACCCUGGGAGAAGCCACAUGGGCGAGACAGCAAUUCAAUACCCUGAGUAUGGGAACUGUUUGAAUUGGAAGCUCGUACUAAAUACACAUCAGAUGAGCCACACAGGAGAGAGACCAUGUACGUGCUUGGACUGUCAGGGAAAUUUCAGAAACCAUCCAGCCUUUAUGAAACAUCCGGCAGUCCUCCCAAGAGAGAGACCCCACAAAUGUUUAGUCUGUGGAAAGAGUUUCAUACAGAAGUCAGAUCUUGUUAGACAUCUGAGAAUCCACACAGGAGAGCGACCCCAUCAAUGCUUAACUUGCGGGAAAUGUUUUAUUCGGAAGUCACACCUUGUAGCCCAUGAGGCAAUCCACACAGGAGAGCGACCCUAUAAGUGCUUGAUUUGUGGGAAAAGUUUCAUACGAAGGUUUCAGCUGAUUAUACAUCAGGCCAUCCACACAGGAGAGAGACCCCAUAAGUGCUUAGAUUGUGGGAAACUUUUCAAACGGAGGCCAGAUCUCACUAAACAUCAGGCAAUCCACACAGGAAAGAGACCCCAUAAGUGCCCAGACUGUGAGAAAUGUUUCAUACGCAGGUCAGAUCUCACUAAACAUCAGGCAACCCACACGGGAGAGAGACCCCAUAAGUGCUUAGACUGCGGAAAGAGUUUCAUACAUACAUCAGAUCUUGCUAAACAUCAGGCAAUCCACACAGGAGAGAGACCCCAUAAGUGCUUAGACUGUGGAAAGAGAUUCAUAUGGAGGUCAGAGCUUGUAAAACAUGAGGCAGUCCACACAGGAGAGAGACGUCAUAAGUGUGUGCACUGUGGAAAAUGUUUUAUUUGGAGGUCACACCUUGCAGCACAUCAGAGAAUCCACACGGGAGAGAGACCCCAUAAGUGCCUAGAGUGUGGGAAAAGUUUCAUACGGAGGUCAGACCUUGCUAAGCAUGAGGCAAUUCACACAGGACAGAGACCUCAAAAGUCCUUGGACUGUGAGGAAAAUUUCAAAAGCGGAUCAGAUCUUAUUAAUCACCAGACCAUCCACUCAGGAGAAAGUUCCCAUAAGUGCUUGGACUGUGGGAAAUCCUUCAAAAGGAGAUCAAGCCUUCUUAAACAUCAGGCAAUUCACACUGGAAAGAGACCCCAUAAGUGCUUUGACUGUGGAAAGAGUUUCAUAUGGAGGUCAGACCUUGUCAACCAUCAGGCCAUCCAUAUAGGAGAGAAACCCCAUAAGUGCAUGAACUGUGUGAAAAGUUUCAUAGAGUUGUCAGAACUUGUUAAACAUCAGGCCGUUCACACAGGAGAGCGACCCCAUAAAUGCUUGGAAUGUGGGAAAAGUUUUAUACGGAAGUCAGACCUUGUAAAGCAUCAGGCAAUCCACACAGGAGAGCGACCCCAUAAGUGCUUGGACUGUGGGAAAAGUUUCAUAGAGAAGGCAAAGCUUGUUAGACAUCAGGCCAUCCACACAGAAGAGAAACCCCACAUGUGCUUGGACUGCGGGAAAAGUUUCGCACAGAGAUCAUACCUUAUUAAACAUGAGAGAAUCCACACAAUAGCAAAAUUUCUGUAACACAUUAAGAGAGUUAAGCAGCUUUCAGGCUAAUUGACUCAGAUUCAACUUUUAGAAAUGUUAGAUAAGCGUGUAAAUAGUAAUUAGGGUCAGUAUUCCAAGUCAGAUAAGUGAGAGGCUGCAAAAACUCGUAGCAAUACUCUUGGUACGGUACCUGAACCUUGCAUCUUAGAUCUUCUUAAGCUUUAUUUGGAAUGGAGGCAUUUGAAUCGACAGCCACAUCUGGACCAUCCUGACAAUGAAUAUUUGGACACUGGAUGAAUCACUGGAUGAAAUGAUUCUGAAAAGAAUCCUUUCUCAAUUCCAAAGCACCAUCUCUGCUACGAAGCUAACCUAAGGACUCUAUUCAUGUCCGUAUGAGUAGUGAUCUUUUAACCAAAUCUCCUUCUCUUUUCUUCUUGUAAGGAAAUUGAGUUAAUGAGAAUCAGCUAUGAGCAUGUAA
Messenger RNA from Pelodiscus sinensis (Chinese soft-shelled turtle), 3689 nucleotides. The record is from RefSeq and is a predicted model, not a curated record. NCBI's taxonomy places the organism in Eukaryota, Metazoa, Chordata, Testudines, Trionychidae.